AUGACAGUAACAUCAAAACGUGAACCCAAUAGUUGUUGGCUGCUCAAACACUGUGAUAUAAUUUCAUGGGACGGGGCUAAAAGGUUACCAGUGUUGCCAGAAUUUGUGAUGAAUUCAGUUGUGAAAGAAAAAGCCAGACGUGCAUAUCAAGCUGAUGCGUCCGACAAAUGUCCAGAUAACACUAAAAUAUUUGCUGCUGAUAUGCAGCUCGUCAUUUUAUUACCCAGAUUAACUACCAAAGAGUAUCUGUUUGUAAGAAAAGAUGAUUAUGUCAUACUGUGGCACGAGGCAAUUGCUGGUAGGCUUGGCAUAAAUGUUGCAUCUGCUUAUAUAAAGUGCAUUAAUCUUUCAGCAAAGGAUAAUGUAGUACUUUGGGCCGACAAUUUUACUGGGCAGAAUAAAAAUUGGACUUUAUUUACAUCAUUGGUAAUGUGUGUAAAUCAAGAAUGGGGCCCCAGAAUAGUCACACUCAAAUACCUUGAAAGGGGACACACAUUUAUGAGGGCUGAUGUCAAUGGAACAAUUGAAAAUAAAAUGAGGAAAGCUGCGGAAAUACUCAAUUUCCAAGAUUUUGUUGAUCUAUGUGACAAGGCUAGCAAGCAUACUAGACCUGUAGUUUUGCACUGCAAUGAUUUCCACUGUUUUCAAGAUGACCAUAGAACCCGCCAAAAAAAGAAUGUACAAUUGCCACUAAUUGGUACCAUCGUUGAAGUUGAAUUGCGUAAAGGUAGUCGAGCAGGUCGAAUGUCUAAAGCCAAAGUCUGA
Molecule: messenger RNA, 765 nt
Organism: Lottia gigantea (owl limpet)
Lineage: Eukaryota; Metazoa; Mollusca; Gastropoda; Lottiidae
Exons: 3
Coding region: 1-765 (254 amino acids)
Source: RefSeq, a predicted model, not a curated record